AUGUUUGCGGUGCUUAUAAGGCAUAUUACCGCUCUAUUGGGGCUUUUAACACCCCAAUAUGAUGAUGAAAUUGCGAAAGAAGGCUUGCGUGAAUGCCUUAAGGGCGUUAAACGCAUCAAAGAUGCAUUAAGACGAGCAAAAACGCAAGGUGAGAGACAGAAACUGGAGGCAUCCCUCCGGAAUAUACGAAGCCUGAGGAACCAGAUCAAAGUUACGCAAAAGAAGGGGGAAGGGCUGAGGCCUCAAACGGCCUGGAAUCGUGUACGUUGGGAUGAUUCGGUGUCGGCUUUUGAGAGUCGCAUUCGAACAGGGGUGAUAUCCAGCCUUAAACAUAAAGACCCCUUAGCUUUUUUGGUAGAUUGUAAAGCACUAUUCAGAAGGCGCAUUCAGAACGCUCUGAAAAAAGAUGCUGCCGUAAAGGUCAAUGCAACCUUUUGCGGAGAAUUUGAGAUAGUGAAGGGAGAUAGUGUACUUAACGAGUACAAGUACUUCACUACUUCGAACUCAGCAAUCUAUAGGGACACCAACCUUGACGAAUGGUUUGAUAAACACAUUACAGCCCCUAUAAUGACUGAACUAGAGGAGUUCCAAGAACGUGACAGCGGUUGGGCCCUUAAGAAGGUGCUUAAUUUGGGGGUUAAUAUAAACAAGUAUACACCCCAACUUGGAUCAUCAUACAUCGAGCUCCCACCUCAAAUUAAGAAGAAAGAGGCUUGUAUAAAUGUCAAAAACACUGAUGAGGCCUGUUUUGCUUGGGCAGUUACAUCAGCCCUUCACCCAGCAGUCAAACAUUCGAAUCGGGCAUCGUCAUAUCCUCACUAUUCAUCUGUUCUCAAAUUAAAGGGAAUGCAAUGGCCAAUGACUAUGAAGCAGAUUCCUAAUUUCGAAAAACAGAAUGAUGUUUCAAUAAAUGUCUAUAUAUUGGAAAAGGAAAAGUCCAAAUUUACAGUGCUUCCGACCUAUUUAACUAAAAUUAAGAAGGACAGACAUGUAAAUUUAUUGCUUAUUCAGGAUAGCUAUAAUGAGGACGCUCCUACAAAGUAUCACUUUAUAUGGAUAAAAAGCAUGUCCCGACUUUUCUCAAGUCAGCUGAGUAAACAUAAUGGAUGUAAAUUUUUUUGUGAUCGCUGCUUACACUAUUUCAUAUCGCAAGAAAAACUCGACAAACAUACUGAUGAGUGCCGGAAAAUAAACGAGACGGCUAUAAAGAUGCCCGAACCUGGAAAAAACAUUUUAAAAUUUAAAAAUUUUAAAAAUAAAGAGAAGGCGCCUUUCAUAGUAUAUGCCGACCUGGAGAGUGUUCUGGAACGGACAGAUAACCCGAAUAAGCCGCAACACCACGUUCCAGCUGCCAUUGGUUAUUACAUGAAAUGUUCCUAUGACAAUAGCCUCUCUUUUUACAAAGGCUAUCGCGGGCAGGACUGUAUGGCGUGGUUUGCAGAUGAAAUGAACAGCUUGGCUGAAGAUUUGUCAACUGUGUUUUGGUGCCCCUAUGAUAUCGAUAUGACGGUCGCGCAAGAACUCAGCUUCCGUCUCGCAACAUGCUGUCAUAUUUGUGAGCAGCCUUUUACAGCAGAAGACAAGAAAGUAAGGGACCAUAACCACCUGAUACCCGAGAAUAAUUACAGAGGAGCUGCUCAUGAAUCGUGUAAUAUCAAUUAUAAAGAUAGUCAUACGGUGCCGGUUGUCUUCCACAAUUUAAGUGGAUAUGACGCCCAAUUUAUAAUAACAGACAUUGCCACAAAGAUGAAGGGAAAUAUCGAUCUGCUUCCGAUUACCAAGGAGAAGAAAUAUAUCUCCUUUACGAAGCAUAUCGACGGCUUCCCAAUUCAAUUUCGGUUUAUCGACUCUUUUCGAUUCAUGGCCGGCAGUUUGGAUAAGUUGGCGUCAUACUUGGAAGAAUUUCCUAAUUUGAAAUCGCAGUUUUCGGAAUUACCUGAUGAGCAGUUUAAGCUGCUAACAAAGAAAGGAGUUAUGCCGUAUGAUUAUAUUGAUUCGUUUAAUCGUUUUAAUGAAACCAGGCUUCCGGACAUUGAAAAAUUCUAUAAUAAGUUAGAGAAAAAGCCCUGUCCCCGCCGCUUUUAUCAGCGCGCUAAUGAGGUUUGGAGCAGCUUUGGAUGCCGAGAUUUGGGCGAGUACGUAGACCUUUACAUGAAGACCGAUAUUUUAUUGUUGGCUGACGUCUUCGAGCAGUUUCGCACCAGCUGCCUUAAAACUUAUGAACUCGACCCCGCUCACUACUUUACAUUACCCGGCUACACUUGGGACUGUAUGCUCAAGUAUACCGAGCAAGAGUUGGAGCUUUUAACCGACCUCGAUAUGUUUCUCUUUGUUGAGCGGGGUAUUAGAGGCGGGUUAAGUCAAGUUUGUGGUAAGCGACGUUCUCAGGCUAACAAUAAAUAUAUGGCUCAAGCAUAUGACUCAUCAAAACCGUCAAAGUACCUUAUGUACUUUGACGUUAAUAAUCAGUAUGGGUGGGCUAUGUCCCAAUAUUUACCGUUUGGAGGGUUUGACUGGGUUGACGCCAACAUAGAUGUCACCUCAAUCCCGGAUGAUGCUAAUGAAGGGUAUAUGCUAGAGGUAGAUCUAUCAUACCCCGAACAACUCCAUGAUUUACAUAAAGAUAUUCCAUUCUGCCCACAACAUAUUAAUCCUAAGACCGGCAAGCCUCCAAAGGCAGCUGGAGAGCUCACCAAGUUGAUGGCUACUUUGAACGGCAAAACAAAGUACGUCAUCCAUUACCGAGCUUUAAAGCAGGCGUUAGCUAAUGGAUUAGUUUUAACCAAAAUCCACCGUGUUCUCAAAUUUAAGCAGGCUCCGUGGCUGAAGAGCUACAUCGAUCUAAAUACCGAGCUGCGGAAGAAAGCUGCGAAUGAGUUUGAAAAGAAUUUAUUUAAAUUGAUGAACAACGCGGUGUUCGGUAAGACCAUGGAGAACAUUCGGAAGAGGGUCAAUAUCCGACUCUUAACCGAGUGGAAUGGGCGCUACGGCGCCGAGGCCUACAUUGCAAAACCCGAAUUUAAAAACUGUACAAUUUUCAAUGAAAACUUGGUGGCGGUUGAGCUUCGCAAACUGCAGAUCUGGCUGAACAAACCAAUUUACGUAGGCCAGGCUAUCCUUGACUUGGCGAAGACUACCAUAUACGAAUUUCAUUAUAACUAUAUGGUAGACGCUUUCCCCGAAUGUACGGUUCUUUAUACCGACACAGACAGCCUCAUCUACGAGCUGCACCAAGACCCGUAUGAAGUUGUGAAGCGCGACUGCCACCAGUACUUCGAUACUAGCGAUUAUUCUGCAGAUAACGUUUAUGGAAUACCCCUUGUUAACAAGAAAGUUCUCGGGAUGAUGACUGAUGAAAACAGCGGCACCCCGAUGACGCAUUAUGUAGGACUCAGAUCUAAACUAUACUCGACUAAGGUGCUGCAAACGGGGGAGGAUAUAUUAAAAAAACGAAAAAAAAUGCAGGAUGAAGGGUUUGAUAAUGAGGAAAUAGAUAUGGAAAUCAAGAACAUGGGUACCGCUAAGAAAGCAAAGGGUGUUAAAUCGUCCGUUGUGAAAACGGAGAUAACAUUCAGCGAUUAUGUCGAAUGUCUUGAUAGUUUUCAGCAACGGACGGUCACCCAAAAUUUAAUCCGGUCCGAGAAACAUCAAGUCCAUUCCAUUACCCAACAGAAGAUUGCUCUUUCAUCGAAUGAUGAUAAGCGGCAUCUUAUCCCUGGAACAUAUAAAACUCUCCCAUGGGGACAUUAUAUGAUUGAGGGCGGUGCUGAUAUGGAUGUUGACUAAUAUUUUUAUUUGCACACCAUUUUAAAAUAUUUUUUGGUAAACUAAAACCGCUGAUAUUUGCAUUAUUUUUUAUAUACACAAUAAAAGAGCCAUUACCUCGCGAUAGCUAAUUUGAAAAUUAGAGUCGUGAGAGAAAAAAGAGCCAUUAUAAAAAAAGAUGCCAAUUUCCAUCGGUAGCCUAGCUACAAACUAGAGCCGAUGAGAGUAAAAAAGAGCCAUUAUAAAAAGAUGCCAAUUUCCAUCGAUAGCCUAACCACAAACUAGAGCCGAUGAGAGUAAAAAAGAGCCAUUAUAAAAAAGAACCAUUACAAAAAAGAUGCAAAUUCACACCGGUACCCUAGUAGAUAUCAUUAAACAUAUUUAUAAU
Molecule: messenger RNA, 4153 nt
Organism: Brassicogethes aeneus
Lineage: Eukaryota; Metazoa; Arthropoda; Insecta; Coleoptera; Nitidulidae
Source: the annotation of a GenBank genome assembly